Messenger RNA from Xenia sp. Carnegie-2017, 6599 nucleotides. RefSeq lists its product as uncharacterized. The transcript has 19 exons. Bases 69 to 6593 code for a protein of 2174 amino acids. The record is from RefSeq and is a predicted model, not a curated record. Lineage: Eukaryota; Metazoa; Cnidaria; Anthozoa; Malacalcyonacea; Xeniidae. Gene Ontology annotation, molecular function: calcium ion binding.
UCCAGUUUUUGUUUGAUUUGUUGAAAGAAAACGGCACUCACACGGACUUCAAAAAGCAAAAAGAAUUUAUGGGUAACUCAGCAAACGAAGCUGUAAAAUCCAGUUUGACUACACAGAUGCAAAGCAAAAUAACGACAAAUAGCAACUUAAAUAAUAACAGGAAUAGUUAUAAUGUUGUGGAUGAAAGGAAUAAUGGAAUACACCAUCGAAGAAAUCAGUUGAAAAGCAUUUACUCUAACCAACUACAAGGUUACUAUCCAACUGGUGACCAACAUCGGAGGAAAAUUUAUCAUAAUGAAAUCAUUGCUACAAAUAAUGAGCAAAUUCCUUUCUUAAAUGAUAAAUCAUACAGUGAGAUUUCAGCCCAAAAAAUAUUGAACAAGUUAAAACGACCUUUUGGUCAGGAAGACGUCGAUAGCAUUUUGGAUCAGAACAUUGAAAGGAUCAUAGAAGAAAUAGCUCACCAAAGAAGGAAUGAUGUUGAUAUUGAUAAACUAAGCGAAAACUAUGAGGAUAACGCACCAAAAACCCUUUCUUUUCAAAACAAACAACAAAAACUCUUUCCGAAAAAGGUAUAUCCGUUUAAUCAAAUUGAAAAAUAUCACAACAACAUUAGUGCAAGGAUCAACUCACAUGAAAAAACUUUGUCGAGAAACUUAUUCAAAAAAGGAAAGUCUAUUGUUGAGCAAAAACAACCUGCAACUCUAGAUAUAAUGAGUGAACUGGAAAAAAUUGAAGACGAACUGGCCAAUAUUAACAAUCAAGAAAGAAAAGAUCAAGAAAUUUUUGAACGUAAGAUAUUAACACCUCAAUCUACCUUCGGUUACAAAAAAUACUUGAAAGUAGAAAACAGAGGAAAUAAGAAAAACAAGCAAAACAUGGGUUCAAAAAGCGUCCCUGAACUUCAACAAAGAAAGCGUUCGAAUACGUCAAACAGUGCUUCAAAGAUUGGCAAUAAAAACGUGAUACUGAAAGAAUUAAAUGAAAUAAAGGAUGAGCUAGGAAAUAUAUCUACAAUUUCUCUGAAGAAAAAAGGGAAGUCACAAACGCCUAUUAUGUUAGACGUUGGUGAUAAAAUUAGCAAUGCACUGGAAAAAGACUGGGAUCUUGAUAAAAGGUCCCGAAUACCAAGACCAAGAGGGAAUUGGAACGCAUUACAUUAUUGGAGGAAAUCUGUAAGAAAUCCUCGUAGCAAAGCUGUACUAAGGACUCCGUAUCUUGGAAAUGAGAAUGUCAUAAAUUCAUCUUCAAAUGAUCAUACUUUAAAAAUGAAACAAGAUGCACAUGCAGCCAAAAUUAUACCACAACUAGAACUCGUAGCGCCGGCAGCAACGUCUUUUAAUGAUCAAAAAUUAGAUGAUGAUAAAAUUAACAUAUCUCUUGGCGUAUCUAGUGUUGUUUCCAAGUUGGUUCCUGAGAACAUUGGAAGUUUUUUAACUACGGAACCAAGAGAAGCUAAUCACUCUGAAAGUCACGUAUUUGUGUAUUCCAGUGAAAAAAAGGUUCCUCGUCCAUUAUCGUUAUUUUUACCAUACUCUAGAAGUAAGAAUCAUUUUCGGUAUCGUCAACCCAAAGCAGUGAUACCAUCACCCAGUGACAGUAAUCAAGAACAUCCAAGCUUUCAAGAUAUUCAUGAAAUGUUUAUUUAUAGUAAAAGGAAAACUCAACAGAAAAAUGUUUCCGAGAAUAAAGAUGAAGCGACCAUUUCACAUCUCUUGGUGCAUUUAAAUUUUGAGAACUCUUAUGGUUUAAAAAUAAUGGACAGUUCUGGCAUGGAUCAUAACGCUAAAAUGUUUGGUUCCGUUCUCAUUGUUCCCGGAAAAGGACAGUGCAAAUCAUUUGGCACUUUCCAGGGGGGAAAAAUCUUUUUCAAUGCAAAGGAUUUUUUGGUAAAGCCAAGCAAAGCUAUCACAGUUGCUGUCUGGGUAAAACUGAAGGACAUUUUUCAGAGUGUUUCUAUAUUCAGUGUACAACGUGGUCUCUCAGGAGAAGGGGGAAAACUUGACCUCCGUAUUUUUGAUGGCAAUGCUCGCUGGACGCAUGUAGAUGAAAAUCGAAAAUUAAUUUUUAACAUUAAUACAAACGUUCCCAGUAUAGCCAAUAAUAAGUGGAACCAUAUUGUUGGUACAUAUGAUUCUGAAAUCCACUUGGCAACGGUCGUUUUAAAUGGUCAGCUGUUUAAAGAAAAUGAAGCUAGUGGGUUGCUGUCUCAACAAUGGCUAGGUGAUAUUGGGAUAGGUUUAUCGGAGAGUUUAUAUGGUGAUGUUGAUGAGUUUUAUCUUUAUGAUCGGGCAUUGACGACACCUGAAAUCAAUACAUUGCGUCAUAAAUGUCCAUCUCUAAUUGCAUUGUUGGAGGACGAACCAUCCAAGAUUUCUGCCAUUCGAACCUCUGAAAACAAAACAAAAAUUUUACCAUUUACUAACCAUACUAAAGAUUCCUCUGUAUGUUCUCAGGGAACCUAUCACGUAAACAGCACAUUGCGUGGUGGUCGUGAUGCUGGGAAGUUUGAACAUGAAAAAGGAGUGAGAGAUGUAGUUGAAUGCUUCACAAGAUGCUGUGCUAUUGAUAGUUGUGAUUUGGCUUUUAUGGACACAAAUGGAUUAUGUUAUAGAGUAAAAUGCAAAAAUGACGAAGGGUGCAAGCCUACUCCUGCUACUGAAGGCCCGUCUAGUGUAUUUUUUGUUUUAAGAAAAAUGGUGUCAUUUAAAGGACAUCAUUUUGAAAAGAUUGAUCGACAUUCCUCGCCAUUUCUGAGAAAGAUUGACAAUUUAAGUCCUGAAACUGGGAUACGAUUUUCAGAAACAUCAUUGUUAAAGCCAGCCACGGGGAAGUGCAAGGGGAACGGAAUGCUGUACAACGUUGAUAUUAAAGGAGGAUUGAGUGCUAACAGUUUCCAAAAAUAUCCAAAUAUCUCGUCAAUGGAGGCGUGUUUAGGAUUUUGCUGCAAGUUAAGUGACUGUGAUAUUGCAAUGAUAAGAAAUGGGGAUUGCUUUUCAAUUUUCUGUUCUACUCAUGAGAUGUGCCGUAUUGUUGAUGGAGGUAGUUUACUUUCGCUGGUUUCAAGACCACCAUCAAGAAGAUUGGAGUCAAAUGAAAUGAGUAAGAACAAAAGUACAGCAAAAAAUACCUUGCUUAUUUACUAUGGUUUUAACGUUGUCAAAGGAAGCAGUGUUGUGGACGGUUCUGGUAAAAAUAACAAUGGAACAUUAGAAAACGGCGCAAAGAUUAUACGGUUUAGUCGUCAUGGUCCUGGAUUAGAUCUAACGACAGGGGAUCUUGUUGUGAAUGGUUUAUCUUUUAAAGUAGAACCGUAUGAAGGCCUCUCUAUUGCUGCUUGGAUUAAACUGUCGAAUAUUGAUGGAGAUCAUGUGAUAUUUAGCAGCGUAGAUCGUCAAUCACGUUUAAGUCAAUCAUCUUGCUUGUUGAAAGUAAAUAAUGGUCGUCUUUUCUGGUCUUGUCUUGAUAAAACUAGACAUGCCAUAUUCACGGUCGUCUCUCCUUUGGUAAUUGGUCCAAAUACCUGGAAUCACGUCGUUGUUUGCUAUGACACGCAAUUAAAGAAGGCAAAGGUGUUAGUAAAUGGCCGUGUGAAAGCUGUAGGACGUGGGAAAGGGGAAUUCUCUAAGAAGAUGGAUGAUGUGAUAUAUUUUGGAUCAACAGCUUAUACAAACGACCUUAACGGUUAUCUAGACGAGAUAUAUAUCUUCAAAAGGUCUUUAAAAAAUGUGGAAGUUAGACAAUAUUUGAUUAACAUAGACACUAGAGGUUAUCACUUGAAUAAUAUCUCCAGAAGCCAUUCAGCAAGAUAUGAAAAAGACUUUCCAUUUUCGAAAGCUAAGUAUCGUUUGAAGAGUGGAUCAAUAAUUACGAAAAUAUAUGAUCGUCCAUCAGUAGAAAACAUUUCGUCUUUGGAGUUACCAAAGACUUUAAACUAUUUAGUUUAUGAAAAACUGAAAAGUGCCACUGCAAAAACUGCUUCACACAAUAACCAAACAAAUAACUUGCCUCGUGAAUGGAAAUCUGCACCAUCGCCAAGCCAUGAAUUUUCCUGUGCUGUAAAUGGAAAUGUUUAUAACAAAUAUACUUUCAGGGGUGGCUUGAAGGCAGGCAAAUUCACAAAGAUUGCUGACAAUAGCAACAUGAAUGAUUGUAUCUAUCACUGCUGUCAAAAAGAUUAUUGUGAUGCUGCUAUCAUGAAAGGAGUCACCUGUUUUGCAUUAAAAUGUCAGACUAGAAAACUCUGUGAAGUACGACCGGCAAACCUUUUAAAAUUUGAUCUAAAGAUUGUUUUCGUUAAAAGAACUCAAAAGAAAAAUACUAGUCAAUCAGAGAAAACAUUGUCAUCUCUUGGCAAGUGCUAUCCUGGUAUUCGAAUAUCCAAUGUUACGAUCAAUGCAGGUCUUGGAGCAGGAAAAAUCGUUCAGUUUAAAAAUGUCACUGAAAUUGAUCAAUGCGUUUUACGAUGCUGCUCUCUUCCUUCAUGUAAUACAGCUUUUCUCGUUCAAAAAUCGUGUUAUGCGAUAUCAUGCAUCAUAAAAAACUUCUGUAAAUUACGUGCUCCACCAAGUAAUGAUUUUAUUUCGGAGGUUGCUUAUGUAAACCGUAGUGGCUUAAUAUUGUUUCGUGGUCCUCAAGAUGCUUUAAUGUCCCCAUUAACGCUUGUUUCUUCUGAAAAAAACUCCUUACAUAAAUUGGGUGAAGAAAAAAAUACAAUUGUCUCUGUAAAACCUCAAAUACAUGGGAGCAACAAAACUUAUAAAAAUACGUCAAACGUUGCUUCUCAAUUAGUCCCAAAAACUCCAGCAAAACAUCACAGAAAAAGGAUGCAUUUGAACAAUUUGAUGUACGCAUUGAAACUGCUUCAAAGAAAGAAAAAAAUAAAGGAAUUGAUGACAAAGUUACAUCAUGAUUUAGGAACGGCAGCGAAACAUAUAAUAGAUGAAGAAAAAAGGAAAAGCCAACAGGGAGAAAAAGUGCACGUAGCAAAUAAAUUACAUUUAAAGCAUCGUUUGCAAUAUCAUCACGGAAUACAUAGAUCAAACAUGAAACAACAUAAAACUCAUAAUCUGAAGAAACAUCGCAAUCGUAUUAAUAAGAAAAAAAUUCACAUGAAAGUAUCUGACGUCACAUCUGUUGUUAAGAAUAUUUCUUUUCAUAAUGCAUCGUUGGAACAGAAAAGAGAACAUCUCUACUGUCACUUAAAAUUUGGUUGCCAGCAUGGAUGCCAUUACCUUGAUACAAUUGGUUACCAAUGUUUGUGUCCUCCUGAUAUGGUCCUUGCUUUUGAUGGUAAACACUGUUUAAAGAACAAAAAGUGCAUUUUUGGAUGGCAUCAUUGUCAACAAGAAUGUGUUCAAUUAAAUAAAGGUUUCAAAUGUGAAUGUACAUCAGGUUUCACACUCAACAAAGAUGAUCGCCAUUGUGAUGAUAUUGACGAAUGUCUUCUUGGAAUUUCAAAAUGUUCUCAACAAUGUGUAAAUUUACCUGGAAGCUAUGUUUGCACCUGCAGAAAAGGAUUUGCACUAAAGCUUGACAACAAAACUUGUGAAAAUAAUGUUCUCCAAAUAAAGAGAAAGACAAGUUACUUAAAGAGAGAUAUACUUACAGCUCCAGUAGAAGUUGCAGUACAGUUUUUAAAAAUGAAAGUUUAUCAAGGACAAAGAGCAAUCCUUAACUGUCGAGCUCGAGCUUCACCGGCACCAUUGAUAAAAUGGGCGAAUGGAGGCGAUGGUGCUCUUCCUCUCGCUCGGGAUGAUCGAUACAAGAUCACUCGUAGUAAUUCUUUAUUGAUCGAGCAUACAAACAUGAGUGACAGCGGAACAUAUCAUUGCAUUGCCUCGAAUGAUUUAGAGACAAAGUCAAGAUCGGUAAAACUGGACAUCAUUGAUGUUGAUGAAUGUCAGAUGAAAACAAGAAAUAUUCUGUGUGAACAGAAAUGCUUAAACACACAAGGAAGUUACCGAUGUUUAUGUUACGAGGGAUAUAAACUUGGAAAUGAUUUACAUACGUGUCAUGAUAUUAAUGAAUGUGAAGACUCUAGUUCAACAUGUUCUCAUACCUGCAAUAAUACAAAUGGUAGUUACAUUUGUUCAUGUCCGUUUGGUUACGAGCUAUACAAUAAUGGCCAUAAUUGCUCAGAUAUUGAUGAAUGUUCCGUAUUUGCUUUGAACAAUUGUUCCCAACUUUGCGAAAAUACUCCAGGAGGGUAUGAAUGUUCUUGUACUGAAGGAUACGCCUUAUCAAAUGAUAAUACCUCCUGUCUUUUGGAACAGUCAUUGACAUUGAUCGGUUAUCCUUUAACAAAAGCUGUUGGUAUUGUCGUUAUCGUUGUGACUACAGGUCUAAUGUUAAUUGUCUCUGUGACGAUUCUACUUGGUGGAUAUUUCAGAAACAUGCCUCGAUAUAGAUCAAGGAAAUCUUUAAAAGCAACAACUGAACAAAGAAAUGGAGAGUUUAACAAAAGGAAUAAAAUUUCCACCAAUCAGAGGGCAAGAAUUGCGACAACACCAGAAGUGUGUGUAAUGAGUGAAACAUACCAAGACAUUGCAGCCAUGUUGAUAAGAAAAAGACAAAAAAAUUAUACUCGUUAAUCAUAA